AGAAGCAGGUUACUCCGCACUGCCACUACUUCAGAAAGUGGGGUAAAAAAAAAGAAAGAAUGGGAGCCAGAAACUAUGUUACACGUUUAAAGUUCAAACAUCAUUUUCAAGACCAAGUCGUCUUGAUGGCGAAAAAAAACAGAACAAAAAAUGCACCGUACGCUGCCUUGUGCUCUUGCAAUGGGUGGUGGUGGAACGUCAUUGUGUUACCGGCCAAUCAUAAGCAACUUUAAAAGCAGCAAGGACCAUUUGUCACAUGAAAGGCGAGAGAGAGGCGGAGAGAUGCGUUGUGCCUACGGACUGGCAAUUCCGGCGAGCGACACUCGGUUCUUCACACCAGAACCGUUCCUCCGACUCCCCAGGCCUGGGAGUGGGAACCCAUCUCGUAUCUCUAUUGGGUCCUUCAGAAUCAAGGCCAAAAUCAACGAAGCAAGGAAGGAAACCAGCUUCUACGAGCUGCUUGGAAUAGCCGAGUCGGGGACUCUGCUCGAGAUCAAACAGGCGUACAAACAGCUGGCCAGAAAGUACCAUCCGGACGUGUCGCCUCCAGACCAGGUCGAGGAAAACACCGAGCGGUUCAUCCAGGUGCAGGAAGCCUACGAGACGUUGUCGGAUCCUAGAAGCAGAGCGAUUUAUGACAGGGACUUGUCCAUGGGUCUUCACCUCGCCUUCUCUGCUCGGAGGCGUUCCCAAUACCAUGAGAGAAGCGAGUGGAAAAAUCGUUGGCAGUCUCAGCUAUCAGAACUGAAGAGAAGAAGCAUGAACAAGGAUGCAAAAGGAAACUUGUCAUGGGGAGCUCAAGUGCGCAGGCAAAGGGAAGAAGCAUCAAAAAAACCAUAGACACUUCUGUUUUUGAUUUUGUGCAUAUACUGUUAUAAAUAUCUUCUCCAAAUCCAGAAAUCUAGGCAGUCUCUGCAACCUUAAAUGCUAUAUUUGGUUAAAUUCUAAACUAGUCUAUAAAGUUUUAAUUUUAUA
This is a messenger RNA of Rubroshorea leprosula, 975 nucleotides long. The record is from the annotation of a GenBank genome assembly. Lineage: Eukaryota; Viridiplantae; Streptophyta; Magnoliopsida; Malvales; Dipterocarpaceae.